AUGACUUCGGCCGAUGCGGACGUCGCUUUUAGGAAGUUCAGUGUUGGCGAAAUCCAUGAUAUAGAAAAUAAAGUCAAAAUCGAUAUCGAGGAGAAGCGCAAGGACUUGCGGCAAGUUGUCUGGAAGCGCUACAGGGACAUAAUUGAAGCGGCCGAUUGCAUCAAGGAGAUUGAGCUGACUUGCCAGAGCUGCUCCCAGUCAGUUCGAAACGUCGUUGACGAUAUACAGCGGUUGCAAGACAUAUUAAAGAAUGCGUCAUGGAUCAGUGACGAAGAUAGUGAAAACAAUGAGCGGUUGUGCAGUCAAACGACGGACAUUGAGCUCACCGUUGACCGGCUUUGUACAUCCGUUCUGAUGGAAAACCUAUCUUCAGAGGAGGUGCUCCAAAGCUUUAUAUCCACUUUCAGUAGCUUCUUGCACCAUCUGAGCUCUCAAGAUGAAGACAGCAGCUGCCAGAAGAGCAUAUGUGAGUUGACGCGCACCGUACACGCUGUCCUGUUCGACGUCGCUCAGAUAUUUGCCGUCUCUGAUCAGGACAGCUUAAAUACGCUUCAGCGAAGAGUUAAAUCGAUGUUAUCCGAGCCUCGUUUGCCAGGUAUGCGAAAUUACUAGAU
Messenger RNA from Soboliphyme baturini, 614 nucleotides. NCBI's taxonomy places the organism in Eukaryota, Metazoa, Nematoda, Enoplea, Dioctophymatida, Soboliphymatidae. The record is from the annotation of a GenBank genome assembly.